Scaptodrosophila lebanonensis is the source of this 1936-nucleotide messenger RNA. It is a transcript of the gene fs(1)K10, whose product is annotated as DNA-binding protein K10. The coding region runs from base 303 to 1628 and encodes 441 amino acids. The record is from RefSeq and is a predicted model, not a curated record. The transcript is spliced from 3 exons. NCBI's taxonomy places the organism in Eukaryota, Metazoa, Arthropoda, Insecta, Diptera, Drosophilidae.
GAGAAGAAGUAAACGUAGUUUCGUUCGUCAAAAUUUGCAGUUUAUUCCUUUUUAAUCCAUUUUUGUUAAUGUGUCUAUGGUAAAACCCAAAAUUGGGUACCUUGGAUAUCAUCUACGUAUAAGAUAGAAAUUCGCACCUUUGCUAACUUACGGCCUAGAUAUCGUAACAAAAAUAUGUGUAUUAUAUAGAAUUUCAAUGUUUUCUCGUUAUACAAGUGUACAAACGUAAUUGUUAAGGGUGAUAGUAACUGCUAGUUCUCUCAAUACUAAAAGUAAGACAGCGGACAAGCCGUUUCAACAAAAUGGUCUCGAGAAACAAUUUUCAACAAAACCGGGCAAUGCAACAACAACGCUCCCAAAGCGUGCGUGCUGCAAUAGCGCCAUACAAAAAACCAUUUCGACCCCAGAUGGGAAUGGGAAUGGUGGGCAAUCAACUUGGCGGAGGCAAUCAAAUGAGAGGAGGCAAUCAAAUGAUGUAUUCUUCCAGCCAGAUGCCGAGUGAUCCAUUAUACAUAGAUUUCAACAAACCCACACCACCGACAAACGUGCAACAGCAACAACAGUCAACACAGAACACAUCUGCAGGCGAUGGUUUGCAAAACAAGAAGAAGCAACUGAAAGGAAAGUCGCCGAAGGGAAAACAGCUGCAGCAGCACUUCAAUGCUCAGUAUGGAGGCGGAAAUGGAGGCAACAAAGGCGGCUCCAUGAACAUGAAUGGCGGUGUCGGUAAUAAUUGGCAACCAAAACAGCGUUUCCAGCCACCCAAUCGUUUUAAUGGAGGCGGAAGUGGUGGCGGCGGCGGCUUUAAUAGAGUACAAAUGGGAGGACCACCGAAUCGCGGCGGACGCAACAUGAUGUCUCCUAUGGGCAUGGGUCCGAUGGGACCACACGGUGGUGGCCCAAUGCCACCAUUUCCACCGAUGCCCUUUCAACCACAGAUGCCGUCCAUGCGAGGACCCAUGCCACCGAUGGGCGGUGGCGGUCCAAUGCCGCACUUCAUGCGGCGUAACGGACGCGGUGCCGGUCCUGGUCCCGGUCCAAUGCCACCGAUGAUGGGACCACACAUUGGGAUGGGAAUUGGGCCGCGAAUGCCGCCGCGCGGCAUGCCUCUGAAUGGACCACCACCAUUCAAUAUGGGCGGGCCCGGCAAUAUGGGCGUUAUGCACAUGAAUGGCAACACAAAUGGCGGAAAAAUCAAGAAACCCAAUGCCAAACUGGUAAAGCAGGCCGUCAAAGGCAAAAGCACCAUCAAAACGCUUAAAAACUUGGUCAAUCAGUAUCCCAUUGACAAGCCAUGGGUAACUGAUGAAAUCCGUGCCGAGCAUGCGAUAAAAACCGAUAUAGAAAAACGCUUGCAAGGUCACAAAGAUGAUGAGCUUUUCGCUCAGUUCAAGGUGCAGCGCGACAAGUUUGUGUCCUUGUAUGAGGCGGCCCGUGAGGAGUAUUUGAAGCAGGAAGCCGCUUCCGUUAUGGCCAAGGAUGCCAAAGACAAAGACAAAAAUGCAAAUUCAAAUCAGAACGCCGCCGCAAAGGUCGGAAAUACAAAAGAUGCAACAAUUCCAAAAACAAUUAAAACCGAUUUAAAUACAAAAGCCAAGCAGCAGCAACAGAACAAGGCUGAAAAUUAGGAGGGCAUUCAAACUCCAUAUAGAAUUUAUAUACAAUCGCUGGCUGUAUAAUUCAUAAGCAGCUUAAUCAAGAAGUAAUCAAAUCAAAUCAUCUCAACUCAGAAAUAAAAACAAGGAUGAACAGAACUAUAGUUAAAUACAACUUUUGAGCACAGGCAGAACAUAUUCAACUCUAUCUCUCUCUCUCUCUCUUUAUCUCUCUCAGAACUAUUGAAAAUGAAUAAUGAAAAUAACAUCAUACAUUUGUUACAACUUUUGUGACUGAGAGAUCUGAGCUUAAAUUUAAUUAAAAUGUAAAGCUAAUGCAA